AUGAAGGCCUUCUUUGUCGCCUCCGCCCUUGUCGGCGCCGUCCUUGCCCAGGACCUGCCUGCUCUGCCCGGCUGUGCUACCCAAUGCCUCACCAAAUUCACCACAGGCGGCAACAUCGGCAGCUGCCAGUCCCUUGACGCCGCCUGCAUCUGCAGGGACGCAAACUUUCUCAGCGGCAUCGCCUGCUGCCUUGCCGGCGCCUGCAGCCAGUCAGACCAGAACCAGGCCGUCGACUAUGCCAUCAAGUUCUGCGGCGCCCAGGGUGUUACCGUGCCCUCCUCCGUCUCUUGCUCCAGCUCCGCCGCCUCCACAAAGUCCGGCACCUCGACCACCGGCGCCGUCCCCACCACCUCACAGACAAACACCGCCGCCGGCGCCAAUACCGCCUCGUCCACCAGCCACCCGAAUGCCGCCCAUCCUCUUGCGACUCCCGCUCCCGAGUUGAUCGGUGGUCUGCUUGCUGCGCUGGCUCUUUUGUAA
Messenger RNA from Microdochium trichocladiopsis, 480 nucleotides. RefSeq lists its product as uncharacterized. The record is from RefSeq and is a predicted model, not a curated record. NCBI's taxonomy places the organism in Eukaryota, Fungi, Ascomycota, Sordariomycetes, Xylariales, Microdochiaceae. The transcript has 2 exons. The coding region runs from base 1 to 480 and encodes 159 amino acids.